Clonostachys rhizophaga is the source of this 936-nucleotide messenger RNA. NCBI's taxonomy places the organism in Eukaryota, Fungi, Ascomycota, Sordariomycetes, Hypocreales, Bionectriaceae. The record is from the annotation of a GenBank genome assembly.
AUGCCGCCCAUCAUCAACUUCUUUGGAGACCAAACGCUAUUCAACUGUACAUCAGAACCGCUGCUUCACUCGGACAUUUUGGGUGCACAUCCUGAUCGUGGAAACGACAGUUUCAUGGGCCUAGCAAUAACUACGAACAGGCCGGAACAAGGUACACAAGGAGAAGAGUGGGCCGCAGACGGUGUUGGAAACCAGUUCUUCACCGGUCGUAUUACCGACAAUCACUGGGCAGGCCUCGACCUCGACGCCUCGCUGAUGCAGACAUCCCCGGACAUGCGGGAACAGCUUCCGCAACAGCAGCAGCAAGACCAGGGACUUGCACGCACAUCCCCCCUUUUCAACCGUGGAAAGAACCAGCGCCUCUCCUUUGACAUUGAGCUAUCUCAAAUCAAGAGGGCCAUUAUCAGCUGUGAAGCCUCGGUAAACUGCAAAACGCACGCUGUUGAUCCCAACAUGGCCAUGUUGAUGGGUGUCAUGAUAGGUGGCAUCAUCGAUGGCUUUGAGAAGCUUCUCGCCAACGACGACCCGCCUGCUGCAGAUGACCAGAACUCCCAAAGUUCCUCCUGUACGCCGGUGGCCGCUCAGUCAGCUGAUGGUCAUAUUCAGGUAGCCACUGGGAACGGCGGAAAGCCCAAGAGCGGCGAUCAAGACAGCGCCAUGGCUGAGCCGCGCCUGACCUGGGGUGUACUGCAGCUCGAGGACGAUGAUGAGGCGGAUCUACGGCUCCGGCUGUGUGUUUUGUACUUUCGUCGCCUCGAGGUGCUGCUCAAACACUUUAGCCACUCGGUGCGGUUCUUCCGAGACGGGCAGGAUGAUCAGGCAGCAGGUGUGCGCAGCUCGGCUGCCCAAGUCAUGGCGUGCGACUACAUGCGCAUCUGGUUGGAAGAGAAAGCCGAGACUGUGAGGCUGUGCUUUUCAAAGCGUCACGCACUGUAG